UUCCACUUUAGCGCGUUAAUAGUCAUCAUUUUUCAUUAUUCCGAAUAUCAGUCACCUGUAUCAGCACGAACGCUCUAACGUGGGAAGUCGGAAAUUUCCGAGUUCUCAGUUGUCGUGAACUCGCUAUAUGACCCGGAUGGAGACUGCUUCAAUAAUUGCUAAAUAAAAUAAAUAAAGCUGCUCUUGUAUUAAAACAACAGAUUCUUACGUACCAGAAUUCACGUGUUGUUUUCAUAACUUAGUUUUAAGCAGAUUGCCUCUGUUAUUCUCCGCUCUACUGUGUAUAAUCAGACUGAACUCUAAAGGUCACGAGGUCACGAGAACUAAUUUAUAAGUCUCUCUGAGCACAGUUCCGUCCAUCAGAAUUCCAGAUAGUGAUUCAUCCUACCAGGGAACUGCUCCAGACUUCAGUGGAAGUGCUUUUGCUCCACUCAACUCCACGCCAUUUGACCCUCAUCGUCGCCAACACUGAUUUUUUCCAGCGCCAUGACCAAUGAAAGGACAAAAGUGAAGUUCAACUGGCUGAAGGACAAAAGUGAAGUUCACACCGCAUUCGUCUCACCUACGAAAUUCCAGAAGAACGAAGUCGGUUUGGCUCGGCCCACUUGCUGGGGUGAUGAUCCAUCGGAUGAAUCGUCUAAAGACUCCUCUCCCAGCCUGGACAUGACCACCAGCUCAGUGGAACUGGCAGAAAUGGCGAACAUUAAACUCCACACACCUCGAGAGAAACAUGUCACACCGUCGCAGACACGGGGCUCUCAGAAAACACACCGUCUGUCCAACAGACCCCGCAGACUGUUUGAGAACACGAAGUCUCCAUUGUCCACUUCUGAUGAGAAGAGAAAAGACAGAACUCCAGAGGAAGGAUCAAGGGCCAUCUACCUCAGAGCCCUGAGUGCCGCGCUUGGUAGCAGACAGAGGAAGUUGCCCAACACUGAAGCUCGUACCAAGAGGCUGCAAUCCCAGACACCUUCUAAAGAAACCAUUGCUGUUAAACCGGAGACGGAGAGAAACACAGAGCGCAAUGUAGACACUGAGGAAGAGGAGAACGCAGUGGUAACCCACACUAAGAAUGUGGUCUUGAAAGGUGGCGACUUUCCUGAUUGGUCAAAUGUUGAGGACGAGGAUGAACGUGUGGAGCGAGCGAUAAUGUGCUCAAAGUAUGGAGAAGCUGGCGAUGCUGAGGCUCCACCUCCUGUGGCAUAUGUCCCACCUUCAGAAGUAAUGCUGACCCCACAAACCUCAUUUGGUAUGCCAUGGAUUGAUCUGCCCCACCAGCCCACCACUUUCUCUUGGAGCACAUGGAGAGAGGGCAACUCUUCUGCCAAUAAUAGAAUGCAUCUACCCAAUAAUCCAGUCGUAGGUUUGGGACAAGACCUCAGUCUUACACAGCCAAUCGGACAGAGCCCUUCACCUUCACGGUCUUGUGUCCCAUCUCCAAACGAGCUGUGUGAGUUCUCGCCACUGUUUAGACAACAGUCUCCAUAUGCACACUUGCCCUGUGGUUCAACGUCAUCCCUUACCGAUGACCUCAUUGACCGCAGCAGGUCUGCAGAAUCAGAGCCUCUCUGGCAGUCAGACUCCAACUCAUUGGGCUUCAUUGACACCCACUGUCACCUGGAUAUGCUGUAUGGGAAGUUGGGUUUCCGCGGAAGCUUCCGAAGCUUCCGGGAUAUAUAUAACAGUAGUUUCCCUGCGGAAUUCCAUGGCUGCAUAACCGACUUCUGCAACCCGAGAAUCACAAAAAAGGAAGCCAUCUGGGAAUGGCUUCUAGGAGAGGAGUAUGUAUGGGGUGCCUUCGGAUGCCACCCUCACUUCGCCAAGGAGUACAAUUCCACUCAUGAGCAAAGCAUCAUGGGAGCCAUGCGUCAUCCUAAGACUGUUGCGUUUGGAGAAAUCGGGUUGGAUUACUCGCAUAAGAAUUCAACCAACCCCAGCAAACAGAAAGAGGUGUUCGAGAGGCAGCUGCGUCUGGCUGUGUCUUUGGGGAAGCCGCUGGUUAUUCACUGCCGGAACGCUGAUGAUGAUUUGCUGGAUAUUAUGAGGAAGUGUGUUCCUCGAGACUACAAGAUACACCGACACUGCUUCACCAACAAGUACUCCGUAAUCGAGCCGUUCCUGAGCGAAUUCUCAAACCUGUGUGUGGGUUUCACGGCCCUGGUGACAAACUCUAGCGCUGUAGAGGCCCGAGACGCUGUAAGGAAAAUCCCGUUGGACCGAAUCCUGCUGGAAACCGACGCACCCUACUUCCGACCCAAACAGGUGUCUACAUCCGUGUGCAGGUUUUCUCACCCAGGGAUGGGAAUACACACCCUGCAGGAAAUCAGCGUGCUGAAGAGAGAGCACUUCUCCACCGUGCUCAAAACAAUCCGUCAGAACACCACACACAUCUACGGCCUGUAAACCCUGUAUAAAUCCUUAAAGGUUGUGAAUGUUCUAAUCACACAAUACAUUUUUAUUAAUUAAUUAAAGAUUAUAGAUCAAAUUUCACUUAUCAUAGGUGACUUAUUCUUGAGUUAUUCACGUUCUACACAUCGACCUCCACGGGUUUAGAGGAACUGGUUCAGAUGGAUCUGGCUAGAUUUUUUUUUUUCUUGAAUUUAGCUUCACAUCUUAUAUUUAUUAUUUUGUCUGUGCUUUCUGUGAGGAAAAAAAAAAGUAUCUGCAGUAUACGGAUGUGAUGCGUAGAACCUGGCAACCCUACCUAACAGUGCUUAAAAGGAACACCAGAUGGAUGAGAAAUGCUUAAUGUUUAAUUAAAAAAAAAACUACACACUGACCAAACUGCAUUACUGUCAAUUUAAUUGUGUUCAUUUUACGUUUCCUUUUUAUUUCUUUUUAUCUGUUGUUUUAAUUACAUUCAUUUUGAAGUGUUUUGAAUCAGGAUACUUUCCGUUCAGACUGUUGUUAGUUUGCUCCGUCUGAAACAAAUGGUGAAUGAACAAAAGCCUGUGACUUUACUGUGUCAGUAUUUAUUCUUCAGAAUGUGUGUGUGUGUGUGUGUGUGUGUGUGUGUGUGUGUGUGUGUGUGUAUGUGUGUGUGUGUGUGUGAGGUAUCAGAACCCACCUGAAGGUGGUGGAUCACCACCCAGGACAUCCAGUAACAUACUCUGCAGCACAGGACCGUAAUCCUUAUAUUGUGUGUCAGUGAGAGACACGGCCAGCCGGAACGGUGCGCUCACCUACAGAGCCGUAAGAACCGUUAAUAAACCGUGCAGAGAUUUCAGUUUAAAUGUGAGCAUUGUGGUCUUGGCUAGAGACGUGUGUGAGUCAUGAUUCUGCUCAGUUUUGUUUGUAUCUGCCUGUGAUCUGUUCUAACAAACUGAAUUUUAUUUAGUCGUUUUUCACAAAAUAGAAAUAAACCUUUACUUUAAUCCUA
Messenger RNA from Tachysurus fulvidraco (yellow catfish), 3379 nucleotides. RefSeq names its product TatD DNase domain containing 2 (gene tatdn2). The record is from RefSeq and is a predicted model, not a curated record. NCBI's taxonomy places the organism in Eukaryota, Metazoa, Chordata, Actinopteri, Siluriformes, Bagridae. The coding region runs from base 487 to 2403 and encodes 638 amino acids. Gene Ontology annotation, molecular function: hydrolase activity, acting on ester bonds. The transcript is spliced from 8 exons.